Messenger RNA from Symbiodinium necroappetens, 161 nucleotides. The record is from the annotation of a GenBank genome assembly. Lineage: Eukaryota; Dinophyceae; Suessiales; Symbiodiniaceae.
GACUAACACGGCCGAUGUUGCGCUGUGGAGGAGAAUCGAGCGAGCAGGCGACACUGGCGUGCCUACUCUGAAGCCUUCCGACGGUGCAGUCACAGUCCUGUGCUUCCGCGAAGCACUCAAGGACGAUACUCACGAGAUCUUGGCGGUGGGCUGCAAAAACG